AUGUCUCAACACAAUAGAGAUGGAGUAGUCACAAAAGCCAGCCUUUUAAUGCUGAACGAUGAUUGUUUGCUGGAAAUCUUCAAGCAACUAAAUUUGGUGGAACAGGUGCGUUUGGCAACGGUUUGCCCACGUUUACGUAGCGUAUUUCAAUAUUACUGCCAAAGGCAUUGCAAAAUAUUGCGAAAAUACGAUCUUAAUGAUAUGAGUACACGUGAGAUAAGACGAUUUUUUGAAAUGGCUGGUAAUUACUUAGAGGAACUUGUUAACUUACCCUACAAUGAUCAGGAACGUAAUGAAUAUGUAACGCAAGUAAAUAAAAAUUGUCCAAAUGUGCGACGAAUUUACUUUGGAAUGACAAAAAUAAAAUCCAAAUGUUUACGCAAAUUACUUAUGAAUAUGAAACACUUAAAUAGUUUGCAUUUGCAAAAGUGUUCGCUGGACGACAAUGCAAUGAAAAGUGUAUCGGAAUUGGCAACUUUAGAGAUUUUGAGACUAGAGGGUGAAGAAGACAUAACGGGACGAUAUUUAAGCAAACUAAAAUGCCUCAAAGAACUGACUUUGGUUGAAUGUGGCAUACAGGAUGACUUCUUUGUGGAAAUUUGCACAUCACUUAAGGACCUCAAAAAGCUAACACUACAAUGGUGCGAUGCGCUCACUGAUGUGGCUAUUUCAGCCCUGCCAGUAAAUUGUGUAAAUUUAGAAAAACUCAAUAUAUCGUGUAAUCAAAGCUUUGAAUACUAUGAUAUAGCACGGUUGCCACGACUAGUUGAUUUGGAAUUGUCUGCCGAAAUGUUUAGAACACAAUCAUUUAAUUUAUUACUCAACCGUUUAGCUGACCAAAAGGGUGAGCAAUUGGAGUGUUUGCGUAUUUUUUCGCCCAGACUCAUUGUUGAUGACGGUAUGCGACCUUUAUCACAAUUUAAGAAUUUAAAAGUAUUCGGUUGCGAUUGUAGUAAAUAUAUAGAUGCUACAUGUUUGCGAUACAUUUGCGCAUUACAAUACUUGGAAACAGUGAGUUUAAGGUACUGUCGCUCAGUUACAAAUGAAGCGGUGUUGGUGUUGUUGGACGGCUGUCCAAAGUUAAAGUAUAUUAAUGUGAUGCAUUGUGAUCAGUUAACGGAAGAGUUGAUCUAUAAGACGAUAGAUUUGYUGCAAAGAAAGCAACGUGCACGUGAUAAUUUGCCAGUGUUAAUGAUGGUUGCCGGCACGAGAAUAAGGCAUUUGAUUUUGGAUGAUACCAAGUACUUAGAAGCAUUGGAAGGUGGCCUAUUAAAGUUGAGCUUUGCCAAUCCCUUUCAAUUCCCAUAUGAAAAUUUAUACUACACAUAUAACGUGCCAGCCAUUCGUGAACUUAAACACUUUUAUUGAAAGCCGAAAUAAAUAGUUGUUUUCGUGCAUUGUUAUUAGCAGUAGUUACAGAACUAAUAUUAUAAAACUGAAAAUAUUUGUUCGUUAAACGCUUUUAAACACUGCCUACGUGCUUUGAGUGGUUAUUUAGUCAUUGCAGAAUUGCAAUGUUUUUUUUGUGUUUAUUGUUUAUUUACGUAAUUGCUUAAAUUACUCAAUAUUUUUGUACAAUAUAACUGUGUAUAUAUUUAUUGCAAAUAAUAACGAAAAUUAUUUGUCUCUAUUACAUUAAAUCGACUUUAUGCCUCAACAGAUGA
Molecule: messenger RNA, 1664 nt
Organism: Bactrocera latifrons
Lineage: Eukaryota; Metazoa; Arthropoda; Insecta; Diptera; Tephritidae
Product: F-box/LRR-repeat protein 2-like
Exons: 3
Coding region: 1-1368 (455 amino acids)
Biological process (GO): SCF-dependent proteasomal ubiquitin-dependent protein catabolic process
Cellular component (GO): SCF ubiquitin ligase complex
Molecular function (GO): protein binding
Source: RefSeq, a predicted model, not a curated record